CCAGGCAGCAGAAGUCACUUUAAACUUCACAUCGUCGACCAGGAUUAUUAAAAGACUGAAGAGCUUCACGGCGACUUCUUCAGCGUCAUGGGCUGCAGCAGCAGGGUGCUGUGGUGGGUGAUAGGGACGGUUGUUGUCAUCACGUUAAUAACGAUCUCAGCAGUUUAUUACAGCGAGUAUGAUGCUCCCAAAAGGCUAUUCACCCUCGAAGAUUACUUCAAUGACACCAUUAGGUGGAAUUCCUACAAUUUGUAUUGGAUAUCAGGUAAAUCUAUAUAUUACACAGGUUGGUCUUUUUGGGCAAGACAAUAUAUACGUAAAUCAUGUUGUGUACAAACAUUUUUCUUGUCUUUUAUAUCUGCAGACAAGGAGUAUCUGCAUAAAACAAGAGACGGGAAUGUCUUCCUCCACAAUGCUGAAACAAAUGAGGAGUCACUCUAUUUGAGCAAUUCAACCUUUGCUCAAGUGGAUGCCACAGAUUACAUGUUGUCAGGUGAUUAUAGAUACAUCGCUUUUGAAAGCAAUUUCACAAAGAAAUGGAGACAUUCAUACGCAGCCUCUUACUCCAUCUAUGACAGGGAGAGUUCAACAUUUGUUGUGCCUGUGAAUCUUCCAACUGUUGUGCAGUACUUUGCCUUCGCCCCAAAAGGAAACAAAUAUGCUUACGUCUCAAACUUCAACGUUUUCUUCAAAUCCGAUGUAACUUCUGAAGCUAUACAAGUAACCCACAACGGGAAAAAGAAUGAGAUCCUCAAUGGUGUCCCUGACUGGGUAUAUGAGGAGGAAGUAUUUGCGUCAAACGGGGCAAUAUGGUGGUCAACAACUGGAAAAUGUCUGGCUUAUGCAGAGUUUAAUGAUACAAACGUUCACAAAAUUGAGUUCUCUUGGUAUGGAGCGGAGCAGUAUCCGGAGACAGUGGCGGUUCCAUACCCAAAGGCUGGAUCUCCCCUUACCAAGGUGAAAGUGUUUGUGGUUGAUACCACAAAUCCAUCCCGCCGCACACAGCUGUUUGCCCCCGCUUCUGUUGCUUCUGGAGAUCACAUGUUGUGCUCAGUGACCUGGGUUACAGACGAACGCGUCGCUGUGCAGUGGGUCACGAGGAAACAGAAUUACGUGGUUGUACAGAUCUAUGACUUUGAUGAAAGCAGCUGGCAAGAAAAACAGAAAUUUGAGCAAACAAGCAAGACAGGAUGGGUCGGCCAUUACGUCCCCUUACCUCUUUUCUUUGCUGAUGAUAAACUCAGUUUCUACAAAAUCAUGAGUGACACUCAGGGCUACAAACAUAUUCAUCUUGUGAAAGAUGGCAAAAUGACGCCUAUCACCUCUGGGAAGUGGGAAGUCAUCUAUAUAUCCAAGUUAACAAAAGAUGCCAUAUAUUUUGUGAGCAAUGAGUACCAAGGAAUCCCUGUGAAGAGAAAUCUUUACAAGGUUAUUAUUGGAAGCAGCCCUUCUGCUCCUCAGUGUCUCACCUGUGACCUGCGUGAGGACAGGUGUCAGUACAACUCUGCUUACUUCAGCUUUGACGCCUCUUACUACCGAAUGGACUGCUACGGACCCGGGUUGCCCCUCUACACACUCAUGGACAACAGGGGCUCAGGUGCAGAGCUCUCCGUUCUUGAAGAGAACAAGGAUCUGGAAAAUAUUCUGUCACAAUUCCAAAUGCCGACAAUGCAGCAUGGCACGUUAAAGAUUGCAGGAUAUGAUCUUUGGUAUCAAAUGAUGUUACCACCAAAUUUCAAGAAGUCUAAAAAGUAUCCUCUUCUUAUUGAUGUGUACGGAGGCCCCUGCAGUCAGGAGGUGGACUACCGCUUUAAGCUGAACUGGGACACGUACCUCUCCAGUUCAAACGGGAUCAUCGUCGCCAGCUUUGAUGGAAGGGGAAGCGGUUACCAAGGUGAUGAAAUAAUGCAUGCAAUCUACAGACGCCUCGGGACGUUCGAAGUGGAGGAUCAGAUAGCAGCCGUGAGGAAAUUCAUCAACAUGGGCUUUAUCGACAAAGACAGAAUAGCAAUAUGGGGCUGGUCAUAUGGUGGCUAUGUCACCUCAAUGGCCCUGGGUGCUGGAACUGGACUCUUCAAAUGUGGAAUAGCAGUAGCCCCAGUGGCCAAGUGGGAAUAUUAUGAUGCAGUGUACACUGAACGCUACAUGGGCGAUCCCGCAGAGAAUUCAGACGCUUACAAGAAUUCCACAGUGACCGCCAGAGCAAUGAACUUCAGAACAGUAGACUAUCUAUUGGUUCACGGCACAGCAGAUGACAAUGUCCAUUUCCAGCAGGCAGCACAGAUCUCCAAAGCUCUGGUGGACAACCAAGUGGACUUUGAGACGAUGUGGUACACAGACAGGGACCACGCUCUCAGAGGAUCAGCCUUUUAUCAUACAUACACCCUCAUGAGCCACUUCCUGCAGAAAUGCCUCAUUCCUCCCAAAUAAAUGUGAAGACUGUGACAGCAUCCUUUUCUAAUUUGUGUAUUUUUUUAUUUUGGUGAUAUGAAGUGUCAUGUUGAACUAGAAUUUGUUUUUGUUUUUUAUGUGCAAUGGGUGUUCAAAUGCUCGCACAAAUGAGCACUUUUAUUUUAUGUGGAUUUAGGGAUCCUUUGUCAAAAUCUCGGACAUUCAAAACAAAGCCAUUGCAUGCAUUUAUGUUUGAAAACAUUCUUUUAUGUGAAUAUGACAUCAUACAAUAGAUAAAUAGUUCGGAACUG
Molecule: messenger RNA, 2702 nt
Organism: Anarrhichthys ocellatus (wolf-eel)
Lineage: Eukaryota; Metazoa; Chordata; Actinopteri; Perciformes; Anarhichadidae
Gene: fap
Product: fibroblast activation protein, alpha
Exons: 25
Coding region: 88-2430 (780 amino acids)
Biological process (GO): proteolysis
Cellular component (GO): plasma membrane
Molecular function (GO): dipeptidyl-peptidase activity; serine-type endopeptidase activity
Source: RefSeq, a predicted model, not a curated record